Trichosporon asahii var. asahii CBS 2479 is the source of this 2727-nucleotide messenger RNA. RefSeq lists its product as uncharacterized. The record is from RefSeq and is a predicted model, not a curated record. NCBI's taxonomy places the organism in Eukaryota, Fungi, Basidiomycota, Tremellomycetes, Trichosporonales, Trichosporonaceae. Gene Ontology annotation, molecular function: transmembrane transporter activity. The transcript is spliced from 3 exons. The coding region runs from base 1 to 2727 and encodes 908 amino acids. Gene Ontology annotation, biological process: transmembrane transport. Gene Ontology annotation, cellular component: plasma membrane.
AUGUUCUUCCCGAUCUUCCUUCUGACCACAAAUCAACGCAUUGUACACCCGUACUUGUUCACGGACCAGUUCUUCACGUUCCUCUUUGCGUACGGCAUCGCGACCGUGUGUGGCAUCAUUUUCGCCGAGCAUUCCAGCUUUCCCGCCCUCGCCUCACACUUCAUGAAGGCGGUUGACACAACUUGCCAGUUACUGCCGACAUCGUUGGAUACGAUCCUCCAUUCGGAGAUCGGCACGGACGCCUCGUCUUCAGCUUCCCCGAGAGACGAGGAAGCAGGUGUUCAGGGCGUCCCCGGUAUGGUCGAUCCAUCUGCCAGAGUCAAGCAGCAAGAACUCGCCAAGCGACUCCGCUCACAGAUCAAGGGGAUCCAGCAGACGCAUAAGGAUUACUCGCUCGACAUUGUGCAUGCCCGACACCAUCCCAAGGCCCUAAUACCCGUCAUUCGCCUUCUGUCGCGACUGCAGCGAAACCCGUUGCUCGGCCCUACCGGACAUGUGCCUGGCGAUCGUAUCCGCGCGGCUCUGGAGCGAACCUACGCCUCUCCGUUGUUUCACAGGAGCACCAAUCACUCGCCGAUGGGUAGAACUCCUCGCCGAAGCUUGAGUAGGCACAGUCUGACGAGCGCUGUCGAGAGCGCGGUGAUCGUGGCGUCGCCCAGUCAACUGUCUCUGGAGCUGAACCGUCUUACCGAGAUUCGAGGUGGGACGCGGUCACUCAACGGAUCCAUUCGAGGGUCGAUCCGCACGGAAAUUAUAAGGCCAGACUCGCCCGGUCGAGACAGCGCUCGCUUCCGACUGAAGCAGGCGUGCCUGUCGUUGACAGACACGAUCACUGCCGCUCUCUACGGCACGGGGAACCUGGUCGCCAUCGCGUGCGACUGGCAGGGAGACCAGGCGCCGAAGGAUGCGGUGCACGUCCCAGAGCUCAAGGCUCAGCUGGACAGAGCGCUGUUGGAUUUGCAGAAACGCCUCGGUGGUAUCGUGGACACGAUCUACGGCGCAGAUGGACUGGCGAGGACGACGUCGGAUUCACACCUCUCGGCCCGCGCGAUCACGUUUGAAGACGAGCUCAUCGAGACCGACUGGCUGGACGACGAGGACCGCUUCCGAAUCGCGUUCUACAUGAUCGCGCUCCUCGACUUAGCAAAGGACACGCGCGAGCUGCUGGACAAAGCCGAGGAGCUGGAGCAGACCUCGGGCAAGAAGCGCUGGUACUUCCCGCCGAUACUCUGGCCGUGGUCGCCUGUCGCGCCGCACGCGGAAAUGCCGUCCAUCGAGCGCGUGUCUGUCCCGCCACAGGACGACGCCCAGGACGCGCCGCGAGAAGAGGACCUCGACUACGUGCACAAGCUGCUUCACGAGAAGCGCGAGCUGCAUCUGCACGCACGGGAGGGGUCGCUGACCCAGCGAAUUGCAAACGCGUGGCGCCUGAUCUGGGACCGACACGCGGUAGUCAUGGCGCGCGUCUGGCUCAGCAAGCUCUUCUACGGCAUCAAGCAUUCGCGCCACGUUCACUUUGCCGUCAAGCAAACGGUUGGCAUCUGUCUUCUCUCUAUUCCGGGGCUCAUGCCACCGGGUCAAGCGGGGAGGGUGUGGUACGACCGCUCGCGCGGACCGUGGAUGGUCGUCAGCUUCAUGUACGUGAUCGAAGUGACGACUGGUGCGACGCUGCGCAUCGGCUUCUACCGAAUGUGCGGGACGUUCCUGGGCUGUGUGACGGGGUACGUCUGUGUCUUGAUAGCGCACAAGAACCCGUACGGCCUCGUGACGCUCGGCACCUUCUUCGCGGUCCCGAUCAGCUAUGGCGUGUGCUUUACGCAUUUUGCGCCCAUGAUGAUCGUGUUCGCAAUCACGCUCGCACCACUCCUGUUCAUGGAGUAUCUGAAUCUUGACGAGGGGCAGGGCAUCUUCGAGCUGUCGUGGAUGCGCUUUGUGGACAUCAUCAUCGGCAUUGCGGCCGCGAUCCUGCUUGGCUCGUGGCUCUGGCCCAUCCAUGCGCGCGUGCAGUACUUCUCGGCCGUGGGCGACACGAUGGAGAACAUCACAGACUACUACCUGCGCAUGAGCCGCGACCUGCUCCGCCCGACGCCAGUCUACAACGCGAACAGCAAGCAGUACCGUGUCCUUGAGCGCCGGGCUAGGGCCAAUAUAGCACGCUGCCGCACGCUGCAGACAGUGCAGCAGCGUGAGAUCGGCCUCCUCCCCCGUCCAACAAGGCUCUACGGCGAGAUCGUCGAUCUCCUCGAGCGACUGAUCGAGACGUUCAGCGAGAUCCGCACGCUCCGUUUCUCCCUGCCCAGGAAGGCGACUGUGCUCGACGUGCUCCCCAUUCGGAGAGAGCUCGUCAGUUCCAUCCUCGUCAACCUCUGGGCGUGCGGCCAGGCCUUCCGUUCCCGUUCGCCUCUGCCGCAGGUCUUCCCCAGUCCGCGCAACCCGCUCAGCGAAGUGAUGGAGACAACGGACGACUAUGCGCGGGAAGUACGCCAGAUGCGUGCGCGCGAGAAGCACCGCCGCAUGCGGGACAGUACGGACGACAGGGAGGAUUCGGGGGCAGGCCAGCAAGCAUACCACGCCGAGCUCGGCGUGCUGUACGCCAUGGCGGAGAAUGAGGCGCUGACUGAGGCGAUCAACUGUAUAGACGAGAGCUUCCUCGACAUGGACGUGAAUCCGCAUGAUGUGAAGGGGGAGAACUCGGCGCACUCGAGCGCCGAGUGGUGGCAUCAGUAA